Molecule: messenger RNA, 1918 nt
Organism: Cynoglossus semilaevis (tongue sole)
Lineage: Eukaryota; Metazoa; Chordata; Actinopteri; Pleuronectiformes; Cynoglossidae
Product: RING finger protein 212B
Exons: 12
Coding region: 222-776 (184 amino acids)
Biological process (GO): homologous chromosome pairing at meiosis; reciprocal meiotic recombination; protein sumoylation
Cellular component (GO): synaptonemal complex
Molecular function (GO): SUMO transferase activity
Source: RefSeq, a predicted model, not a curated record
CUGUUACAUCAUAUCAAUAGGUACUGUGCAUUCAAAUAUAUAAACUAUAGAUAUUCUAAACUCUUCCCGGUUUUACUGUAUUGAACUAGGAACGUUAACAGGUUAACGUCAACCCUGGGCUAAUGGUUAAACGGUCGUUCAAAUAACCGGCAGGACGUCAAUCAAGGUCAAGAAUCUUCUGGAAUAUUUUGACUACCUUUUAACUACUAAACAAGCCUUAAAUGGACUGGUUCCACUGUAGCAAGUGCUUCACAAAGAGAGGUUCCUCGUUUGCUGUCACCAGCUGUGGCCACAUCUGCUGUGAAGCAUGCAUUAUAUCAAAUGAGUGCAGCGUGUGUGGAGCCAGCUGCUGUUACCUGACCAUCAGUGAUGAGAUGAAGCCACAGGAAAAGGUGUUUUUUAAGGAGCCGCUGAAGCUGAUGCAGUCACGACUGGAGCACAUCUCACAGAUUGCAGUUUUUCAGCAGAAGCAGAUGGAAAGAAUCAUAAUACACCUCAGGCAUAUGACUGUUGAACUGGAAAGGCGUCUGAAGGAACUCACAGAUAAAGGCUACAGGCAACUUUCCGAGCUGCGGAGAGAAAAUGACGUUUUGAAGAAGCAUAUUUUAGAACUCAAAAAAGAAAACGCUGAAUUGAAGAAGCCUCUUUCUCAGAGGAGGGUUUCUCCAGGGCAUCUUCACAUUGAUGGUGGUCAAAGAAUGACACUACCAGUGGCCAUCACCUCACCAGUGACUCCUCAUUCAAGGACAGGCAGGUGUGUAUUUCAUUCUUUUUAACUGUAUAAAUAAACAAAUCUAGCUGAGGGUAAAUAUGGGAAAUCAUUUUCAAUAUCUCAGUGCUCAAUGUAUGGACAGUCGCUUUGGUUCAGCCGAAUCCCAUGGGACCAGGGACAGACAGCGCAGUCUUUCCUCCCUCACUACUCCUGGAUCUGCUUCGUCCAUUUCCAGCAACAGCUCCGUCCAUGGACAUAUGCAAAGAACGCCCACGUCCUUCAACAACACGACAAGAUCGAGGCGAGGCGGAGCUGACGACCAGGAAGCUCGGGAGGCCCAACUGACUCUCCCACAGUGACGGUGGCGUGGGUGGGAGUGCCAGUCUGGGAAGAGCAGCCCCUGGAUUGGAGGGAGGAGGUGCUUGUUUCAAAGAUCCACACAAGUGGGCUAAAUAUUUUCACCCCAGUCUGCCACCAACAACACCGACCCCCUCCACCCCGUACCUCUGGCACAAGAAUCCUGUUGAUAUCAGAUGGUGUAUUUGCCCAGAUUUAGAUGAAUCCCCGAGUCUCAUUAUACAGAGACCAACAGAAAAUUCACAGUUUAAGUACUUUUCAUGAAGUACAUGUAACUUGUAUAAUCCGCACUUUGGCCUUGGACUGACCUGGCACUCGUGGCCUUCCUGGUCUCAGUCUCAGUCUUUUUAUACUCACUGUGUCAAAACCUCAACACUGACAUUUGUAUUAAUUAAUAUUGUCUCUUGUUGGUAAAUCAAAGUUGACCAGAUCAGCAGCAAAAAUGUAUUUUUAUCCAGGUUAGUCCUUUUUUUGUUCCAUAGUUCCAUUUAAUCAACAUCAAUUGAACACACUGGCGUAAAUACCUGCCUUGGAAAACAUGUUUUUCCUUUGCUGAAUGGUCUGACUUUUUAAACCCCUCCUGCAGUGUAUUUUGGCUCAGCAGGGUGCUGGGCUCCAUACCCUGGGAAACUGUGAAUUUAUCAUUCCUAUAUUCCAGGCCUAGUCACGAAUGCCAAACAAUAAAGACCGACUGACACAAGGCAUCAAAGGAGUCAAAGGAGUCAGAGCCCAAAGGAAGUAGACUAGUCUAACAAACAGUUGUCAGAGAAAUCUUAUGGACUCUCAUAUUAGGCUCUGAUCGUGUAAACAGACCAUACCAGGAUUAGGUACAGAUGUGUCACUGCUAAU